AACGCCUGUCUCACCGAUGAACCAGAAUCCAGCAGACGUUAUAUACGUUACGCCUCACUUCCCUAAGGGGGUUCAGCACAUCAUCACUACUGGUAGUUGUCACUACAUCGGCUUCAUCAACGAAUCGACCGUCUUAAAGUACCCACAUGAUGAGGGCUUUUCGGACGCUUUGAAAGUUGAGUGUGCAAUACUCGAGCAGCUUGGUAAACACCCUCGUAUUAUUGAAUUCAAGGGCAAGCACGAAGCGGGACUGCUUCUGGAGUUCGCCCCCAACGGAUCGUUAGAAAGUCACAUGAACAAGGCAGCCCUCACAAAGGAAGAUAAGCUUCGUUUUGCUAGAGAGACUGCAGAAGCGGUCGCCCAUGCUCAUCGCAAGAAUGUGAUUAUAUGCGACAUCAACGUCCGAAACAUUCUUCUUGAUGCUGAGCUACACGUCAAGCUCUGCGACUUUCAGGGCCGACUGUUAGGGCCUGAAGGCGAGACUCUUUGCGAUGGAGGAGCUUCUGAAAACGCAGAGUCAUCUAUGCCGCGACACAACCAGGAGUUCGCAGAUGCGAGGACGGACAUAUUCGCUCUAGGAUCCACGAUAUACCACAUCAUCGAAGGCCACCGUCCUUUUCCGGAACUCCACACUAUCGACGACGAGGCUGAGUUCGUGCGCCGUUACCAAGAGGGCCUGUUCCCUCCAAUGGCGGCAGAAUUGGGCGGCACCAUUGUGUGGAAGUGCUGGGAAGGACGAUACGGUUCUGCAGACGAAGUACUUGAUGAUCUUGUUUCUUUAGAAAGUCAUCUCUACCGGUAAAUGGUAUGAUCUAAAUGUAGCGCAGCCCUACUUCUUCCUCAACUAGCCAGCAAGCC
Messenger RNA from Cucurbitaria berberidis CBS 394.84, 858 nucleotides. RefSeq names its product kinase-like protein. NCBI's taxonomy places the organism in Eukaryota, Fungi, Ascomycota, Dothideomycetes, Pleosporales, Cucurbitariaceae. The transcript has a single exon. Gene Ontology annotation, biological process: protein phosphorylation. The coding region runs from base 17 to 802 and encodes 261 amino acids. The record is from RefSeq and is a predicted model, not a curated record. Gene Ontology annotation, molecular function: protein kinase activity; ATP binding.